AUGACUGAAGACGAUUCCAAUUACAUUGAAACGAGUCUUAACAGGGUGCCCAACUAUGAAGUGGCGGAUCAUGCCUUCAUUCUGGCAGAACCCAAACUCAAACAUGAACACGAAGCUAGUCUGAAAUUUGUGCUAGAGAAGAUACAAGAAGAGUCGAUGGCGCCAUUCUACAAGUACCUUCACGACGAGUAUUUGCCCAAGGGCUCCAUUCAAUGGGACGAGUCGCUAUAUAAGUCUCUAAGGGAUCGCAAUGAAAAGGAGAUAGCAGAGUUGAAGAAGCGUCUACAAGAAGUUGAGGACAAAGACGAAGGAGAGCUGGAGAAGGCUCAAGCCUGGGUGAAACUUGGGGAAUACUACGCACAAAUCGGAGACAAGGUCAAUGCGGAAGAAACGUUGUCAAAGGCGCUCGAAAAGGCAGUUUCAACCGGCUCGAAGAUUGACAUCAUGCUCACUAUAACAAGACUGGGGUUUUUCUACAACGACCAGCAAUUCGUGAGAGAGAAACUGGAGCAAGCGAAUAGCAUGAUCGAGAAAGGAGGUGACUGGGAAAGAAGAAACCGGUACAAGACUUACAAAGGUGUGCAUUGUUUGGCCAUUAGAGACUUUAAAGAGGCCGCUGAUCUUUUGGUGGAUUCUUUGGCCACUUUCACGUCUCUAGAAUUGACGUCAUAUGAGAACAUAGCAACUUACGCUUCGGUAGCUGGUCUAUUUGCAUUGGAAAGGACCGAACUCAAGGACAAGAUUAUCGACUCCCCUGAAGUUCUUUCUCUCAUGGGCAGUACAAAGGCAUUGCAAUCAAUAUCGUCACUGACCAUUUCGCUUUACACAUCCGAGUACUCCAGCUAUUUCCCUUAUUUGUUGGAGACGUACGACAACGUAUUGAUCCAAAGCAAAUACCUAACUAAGCAUGCAGAUUUUUACGUGCGUGAAAUGAGGCGGAAAGUGUAUGCUCAAUUAUUAGAAUCUUACAAGACGCUAUCGAUAAAAACCAUGGCAAGUGCGUUCGGUGUGUCUGUGGAGUUUUUGGAUGCGGAUCUGUGCAAGUUUAUUCCCAACAAACAGUUGAACUGUGUCAUCGAUAGAGUCAAUGGGAUUGUAGAAACUAACAGGCCUGACAACAAGAAUGUACAAUAUCAUAUGCUGAUCAAGCAAGGUGACGGCCUUCUCACGAAAUUACAGAAGUAUGGGACUGCGGUCAGGCUCACGGGCGCGGACCGCGCAGUGUAG
Molecule: messenger RNA, 1227 nt
Organism: Lachancea meyersii CBS 8951
Lineage: Eukaryota; Fungi; Ascomycota; Saccharomycetes; Saccharomycetales; Saccharomycetaceae
Source: the annotation of a GenBank genome assembly